Oikopleura dioica is the source of this 2496-nucleotide messenger RNA. NCBI's taxonomy places the organism in Eukaryota, Metazoa, Chordata, Appendicularia, Copelata, Oikopleuridae. The record is from the annotation of a GenBank genome assembly.
AUGCUAGAGAAAUUAAUCUUCUUGUUACUGGGGACGGUAGCCGCGCAUGUGAAGGUCUGCCCUCUCCAUACAAAUGUCGUCUUUGAUCUUAGUUAUCAGUGUAAUGCCCACACUAGCACAUUAGAAGUACGUAAGACAAACGUCGCAGCUGCUAUCGCCGAAGUAAACACCUUGAAAGCUAGAGGCUUCUGUGACAAUUUAAACUCCUUCACGAUGUUGUUCAACAAUCCAUCAAACGACGACUUCAGUAUGCCAGUAGUCUCUCCUCCUUGGGGAGAUUAUGAUCCUGGCGUUGCUACCUCACAGAGCUACAGUUUCACCGAGGAAGAGCUACACGUCAUGUUUUAUAUCGAUGCCCAGUGGGACAGUGGGGCCGCAAGUUUCGACUGGGAUUGGAUGGCCUACAAAAUCAUCCAAGAAGUGCAAAACAGCGUGUACCCGUCAGGAACUACUUUUGAAGUCUUCGUUGCUGCUCCUUCUAAUACAUACGCUCAUUAUCCAAUUUAUAGAUAUGAUACUAUUGAUAGGAAACGCCGAACAACAGACUCACAAUAUCAUGAUUGCGAAAUCCGAAGUGUUCAAGUUCUCUACCAACGACUGGCAGCAGCGCUUCGAGUAGGACCCAUUGCCACCGAAAUUGUACACGCAGCCGGCUUACAAUCGACAGGACUCGUUAACCUAAGCUCCUACUACCUCAAAUACGUUAAAACUGCCGAGCGAAACCGCAUUAUCUCCGUAAACAUCAUCAACCACGAAAGUUUCGUUACGAGCAUCACUCAUAAUGACAAACUCCGAUUCUUUUCCGAAAUUAGCCAUGUUGAGGCUACGAAGUCGAUUUGCUCGCUCUUCCUCUUCCGCGAACAAACCUGGCUUGAUAAUUUCUACAUGAUUAUGGAAAUCGACAGCUAUGACGGAGAAGAUGUCAAUUUUGGCCUCAUUGGCGGUUAUUGGCGAUUCGAGUUCCAGUAUUUGGUCAAUUACUGGUACGGUUCGCCUGUUAUUGUGCCACCGGUUGGUUCUGUAACUGACGCGCCAGUUACUCCCCAGUGCGAAUGCCAAAAUGGAUGCACCUGCGAACCUUCGUGCAAAGAUGAAAAUAAUUAUUAUUGCAAGCCUCAAGUCGGUUUCCCGUUUAUUGGUAAAAACUGUGAGUAUCCGAUUCAACCUCGUUGCACCACCGACUCUGUCUCCAUCUCAGUUCCAAACGAAGCCAUCUUCUGGUAUGCACAGGAGUUCCGAACGUGGCCGUGCACGGAUGUGCAGCUGCAUGCCCGCGCCCUCACCCGCGUUGACUGUGUUGUUGAGGUUCGACAAGCACAAGCUGUCAUCCGCCCUGAAAUUCGAAAUGUCGGCACUGUUUCUAAAGUUAACAUUUGGCAGCCAACAAUGUCCUUCUGGAAAACUAACUUCAACGUUCGCCCAGGAAUCCCCGCGAAUAAUCUCGCUGUUCCCGGUACUGGCACAAUCAUCUACGUUGUUGGUGAAAUGCUGCAUGUAAGAUUAGAAGCAGAUUACAACGGGACUCCGGCGAGUCAAUUGCCGACACCACACACAAUCUCGUUGGACACUUGCACUCUCCGAUCAUCAGUUAACGCUGGCCAUGCGAUCACAAUCUUGUCAAAUGGCGUUGUCCCGCCAAAUCUGCCUUUCCCCGUUGUUGUUGAUCGCGCUGCUGGAUCGGUUGGCGGUGGCCAGGAGUUCCCCGGAGUUGGCUUCCAAUUCCAAAUGUUUCAGUUCGCGCCUGGUACAGAAAUCACGCUGAUGUGCUCCGUACGUAUGGACAAAAACAGAAGACGACGAAGAUCUUCAUACGAUCCCUACUUGCUCCAUGAAAAUGAACAGCAUACUUUCUCCGAAUGGACAGAACUUCUUGACCAAUAUGAAGACUACUAUGAAGAGUACGAAUCAGAUGAAUACUUGCCCGAGCUUUAUAGCAUUUCUGAUGAGUAUUACGACCUUGGCAAUGAUGAAGAACAAAUCGAAGUUACAUUCUUCGUGGUUCAAGAAGCAUCCGACAUCGACGCCCUUAUUGAAGAGAUCAUUGAGGAUCUCCAAACACUCACGAUCUACGCUGACGUUCCUACGACAACGACGACGACAACCACGACAACGACUACGACCAGAACAACCGUUGAUCUUGGCAAAAUGAUUGAUGAAUUUUUCCAUGGAAACUUCACGACACCCAGUACCACCAGGACGACAAUCAAUCUUGCUGAUGAAAUUUUGGAUUUCUUCGAAAACGGGACGAGCUUCAUCGAGUCUAGCGGCAAAAAGCUAAAAUCUGAAGUCUACGAAGAGGUUGAAGAGAUCGAAAAGAUCCUAACGGAAACAGCUAGCUUCAUGUGGAUUCGAUACCUUCUCAUCAGUCUCCUCGGCGCCUUCACGAUUCUCCUCAUUAUCUUCCUCAGACAACGAAGAGAAAUGAUCAUUCAAAAGAGGCUUGAAGAAGAGGCCCUUAUGGGCGAAGAUAAAUCUGCCUUUGGUUGUUCUUUUUAA